Syngnathoides biaculeatus (alligator pipefish) is the source of this 3323-nucleotide messenger RNA. RefSeq lists its product as uncharacterized. The transcript has 14 exons. Lineage: Eukaryota; Metazoa; Chordata; Actinopteri; Syngnathiformes; Syngnathidae. The coding region runs from base 67 to 1425 and encodes 452 amino acids. Gene Ontology annotation, molecular function: nucleotide binding. The record is from RefSeq and is a predicted model, not a curated record.
UUAACUGCGGCUCAUGCUUAUUAGAAUUCCCACGUAGUUUCUAGGCAAGAAACAACCCGGUGCUACAUGGCUCUUCCGCCGCAAGAAGAGCAGGCUACGCAGAUUAACCAUCUUGACAGGUGCAGAAGUGAGCGGAAGGCUGACAACAUGAGUCCACUUGUCCGGUUCAUCGUGGUGGGAGCAAGCUGUCGAGGGGAGAUCUAUUCCCGCUAUGCUCUUAUCCACCCUGACCGCGCGCAGGUUGUUGGAGUAGCAGAUCCCAGGAAGUUCGCUCGCACAAAGUUCCAACAAUUGUACAACAUUGCCGAUGACAACCUGUACGAAGACUGGCGCAUUUUAGCUGAAAGAGAGAAGUGUGCGGACGCUGUUUUAAUUUGCACACCAGACACCCUUCAUAAGGAACCUGCAGUGGCCUUUGCAAAGAAGGGCUACCAUGUCCUUCUGGAGAAACCGAUGGCUACAACGGCUGAAGACUGCAUAGAGAUUGUGGCGGCAUGCUCUCAGAGCGGUGUGCUACUAUGUGUAGGUCACGUUCUGCGAUAUGAUCCCACCAUCCGCAAGAUAAAGGAACUGAUAGACUCCGGUGUCAUUGGUGAUGUCAUCCACAUUCAGCACUUUGAGCCGGUUGGCUUUUAUCACUUUGCUCACUCUUUUGUCCGUGGAAACUGGAGGAAAGAAGCAGAGAGCUCUUUUGCUCUUUUGGCCAAAUCAUGCCACGACAUUGACCUGAUCCAUCAAUGGGCCGGAGCACGCAGGUGUUUGAAAGUGACGUCGUUUGGUUUUGUCAGUCACUUCAGUCAACAAAACAAGCCAACAGGGGCUGCAGUUCGGUGCCUGGAUUGUUCAAUAGAGAACACAUGUCAGUACUCGGCAAGCAAAAUCUACCUGGACAGAGUGAAAAAGGGCCACACUGGCUGGCCUGUUUCUGUCCUCUGCCCCAACUCUUUCCCAGACAUUGAGACGGUAACUGAAGCUCUCAGGACUGGACCGUACGGCCGUUGUGUCUAUGAGUGCGACAACGAUGUCUGCAGUAACCAGGUUGUUAACAUGGAGUUUGAAGGUGGUCUGACUGCUGCCUUCUCUAUGGUGGCUUUCACUGAAGAUAUGUGCAAACGAAAAACAACAAUCUAUGGUAGCAAGGGUGAGUUGUCAUUUAAAGAUGACCAGAUUCGGGUGUUUGACUUUCUGACCCAGAAAGCUACCACACAUGUGGUAAAGGUGGAUUUCCCCAUGGACUUUGGCCUGCCUGGACAUGCCCAAGCUGAUUACUUCUUAAUAGAUUCUUUCAUUUCUGCUGUAACUAACAAUGACCCAUCACUCAUUGCUUCCGGACCUGAAGAGACACUGCAGAGCCACUUGCUGGUGUUUGAGGCAGAGCGAUCGCGACUGGAAAGCAGGGUGGUUCAAGUAAACCAAUCUCGAUGAUCUCUUGGGGGGGGGGAACUAAUAUGAUUAAAGAAAAUGGUAAUUAUUUACUUCAGAAAUAAUUAUAUUUGUGGUUGGGUACACUUGUAAUAUUUGUGUGCUUUGAUUAUGGUUAAUCUCACCUGGGUGUGAUCCUGACUCACUGUAACCUAAUCAAGGCAAUAUUUAACUAAGUAUUUUUGCACUGCGCAGUCACAUUAAUGGCUUUUUAAAACCAUGCUUUCCUUUUCAAUAAGUCUGACGCUCUCAUUAAACAUACCGUAAUCUGGUUUCUUCACCCCACCGGGAAGACAUGCUCGUUUUUUGUUUUAUCUCAUUUCAUGUAAUUAUUUUUCUCUUCCCUUAGAUCCCUGUCCUGUUUUUCUUUAACUCUAACUUGCAUUUUACACCUGCACUGAGUAACCCAUGUGAAUGAAAAGUUGAUGUACUGUACUUUUAAGGGGAAUGCACACUGCAACUCUGGUCAAGCUAGAAAUUAUGAAUUGAGUGUAUAAAACAGCUACUCAUGUAAACGUAUUUAUAACCAUCAACUUUGUCUCAAUAGUUCAACAGACUUCCACUCUCCUAGAAAUUGAGACUAACUGCAAGCCUCACGAUGUAAUGUAUGUAAAUGUGUUAUCCAGAAAUUGGAAGCCCAGAGGCAGACUUUUUCACAGUCCACACAUUUGUUGUUUUUUUUGUUUGUUUUUUUUUCCCUCUAUGAUUGGCCAUUGCAGGUAGUGCUAUUCUGGAGAAGCAGGUCAUCAGGGGCCUGGUGUUAAAAAAAAAUUGCAUAGUAUUCUCAUUAAAAGUGGACAUGCGGGAAAGCGGCAGUAGUCCACAUGAAAACAUCUUCACAUCAGGACCAGCCCACUUUUUGCCAUCAUCCAACCAUGAAUGGCCAAUGCAGAACAGCUCGUUAAUGUUAGUGCAUGUAGUAUGCACAACACAGACCCUUGGUCUCUCUGUCUUCGUUCCUUUUUGAGUCUGAGGAGAAAAUGGGGAAAUCGUGAUAUCUGUAACCAAUCCCAUUCAAAAAUAGAAUAAGUUUUCCUGUCACUGCUCUUUUUCAUGUACUCACCCACUUAUGGACUGCUGUGGGAACCUAUCUUCUCAUUUGCGCCCUUGCUUCCAGAACGACUGCCUUUCCGGGCUUUGUCCUCACUGCAUGUCACAUAACAUUUAAUUCAUACAUUUCCCCGCCCUCCCGCUUGAAAAUGAUCAAUAAGCACAUGUUUGAAACAUUUUAGAUAAAUAAAUUGGGGUGCCUGAAAUGUAAGAAAAAAAAUUAGAGAGAGAAAAGGGUUUGGUCUUCUCUUUGCAUGAAAGUUACAACAGGUUCCACUCUUCUGGAGAGAUUGUCGGAAUGUUUGUUGUUGGGUUACAGACAGCCUUAUUGAAAAAAAAAAAAUUCACACCCUUUGCUCAAUACUGUUGAUGCAAGUUUGACAACAUUUAAAGCUUCAAGGCUAUGAAUAUGAAGUGUGGUAUUGUUGAGCUUCUUUGGUCAUUUUCAUGCUAAUCUUCAUCAUUAUGCUUUCAAAAAGUAUGGGACUGGGCAAUCCAAAGGUCUCAAAUUUUUUUCCCCCCACCCACAAAUAUCUGAUUGUCAACUUUACUCUAUUUUCCUCCCUUCCCUUACAUAUAAAGCAAAUUCACUAUGAAAUUAUUCAAAUUGAUCUUUGCACUCCGCCCCCACAUCCAAAAAAAGGAACACUUACCUAAAAUCAGCUCCCACAGAAAUGAUUUUUUUUUUUUUUUUUACACAUACUAUGAAAAUGUGUUUCUGCUGUUAAAAAUGUCUUGGCUGUCAAAAUGUAUGCAAACUGAUUUAACAUUAAUAAAAUUAACUGUAUAGCUGAGCUGGUGCAUACAGUAUGUAUGUCUAGUGCUGCAUCUCCUCUAACUCUGUCAAUCUU